Sitophilus oryzae (rice weevil) is the source of this 858-nucleotide messenger RNA. RefSeq lists its product as uncharacterized. The coding region runs from base 1 to 858 and encodes 285 amino acids. The record is from RefSeq and is a predicted model, not a curated record. The transcript has a single exon. Lineage: Eukaryota; Metazoa; Arthropoda; Insecta; Coleoptera; Curculionidae.
AUGAAAUAUGACACAAAUGCAGAAACAUCCAGGAACAUGAAAUUGAAAAUAAGAGAAGAAAUAGAAAAGCGAAGAAUUGAAAGAUUAAAAGAAAAACAGCUAUACCAACAAUUUAUGAGACAUUUAGAUAAGAACUUCGUCAAUAAAAAGAGUAGCAUUCAAUGGUUCAAUGGUGCAGGAUUGAAAGGAGAGACAGAAAGCCUAAUAAUGGCUGCACAAAAUCAAGCCCUAAGUACAAGAUAUAGACAAAAAAAGAUCUUCAAACAAAAUGUGGAUAGUAGAUGUGGAUUAUGUCAUGGGUCGGAGGAACACGUUAGUCAUAUCAUCGCUGGCUGUACAAACUUGGCCGCCACUGAGUACACUCAUAGGCAUAAUAAAGUAGCUGGCUAUAUACAUUGGAACAUCUGCAAAGCAUUCGGAAUGGAAGUUUGUGCGAAAUACUACGAGCAUAUUCCUGAAACAAUUACAAAUAUCAAAAACAAAGACAAUGAAGUAACAGUAAUGUGGGAUUUGCCCAUCAUAACAGAUCGACAAAUAAAUGCGAAUAGACCAGACAUCGUGGUACAUGACAAAAAGAAUAAAACUUGCCAACUUAUAGAUAUAUCAGUACCAGACGAUUCCAACGUACAAUUAAAAGAAAACGAGAAGAUAAUGAAAUAUAAGGACCUAGAAAUAGAAAUCAGCAGAAUGUGGAAUGCAAAGUCUUGUACUAUACCGGUUAUUGUGGGCGCCUUGGGAACCAUAUUCAAAGGAGCAGAACUACAUCUGAACCGCAUCCCAGGAAAAUCAUCUAUCCAAGAAGCCCAAAAGAUUACGUUGCUCAGCACGGCUCACAUCCUUCGCAAAGUGUUGAACUAA